AAGCUGAGGACUAGGCCAAAAAAAUGACCCAACAGGCAGAAGAUUCUAAGGUUGUUGCUGAAAAGAUACCCGAAGAAAAGGUUGAAGAAAGCAAGAAGAAGCAACACCUCGAGGAGAAACAACUGGAUGACAAGAAACAGAUGCAAACUGAGAAGGAUGCCGAAAAGAUGGUCCAGAAGGCAGAAGAAUCUGAGGUUGUUGCUGAAAAAAUAUCUGACGAACAGGUAGAAGAAAGCAAGAAGGCCGAUGUCAAGGAUUCCGAGGAUAAGGCACAGAAAGCAAAGUCUUUGGAGAAGCAACACCUCGAGGAGAAACAACUGGAUGACAAGAAACAGAUGCAAACUGAGAAGGAUGCCGAAAAGAUGGUCCAGAAGGCAGAAGAAUCUGAGGUUGUUGCUGAAAAAAUAUCUGACGAACAGGUAGAAAAAAGCAAGAAGGCCGAUGUCAAGGAUUCCGAGGCUAAGGCACAGAAAGCAAAGUCUUUGGAGAAGCAACAACUCGAGGAGAAACAACUAGAUGACAAGAAACAGAAGCAAACUGAGAAGGAUGCCGAAAAGAUGGUCCGGAAGGCAGAAGAAUCUGAGGUUGUUGCUGAAAAAAUAUCUGACGAACAGGUAGAAAAAAUCAAGAAGGCCCCUGUCAAGGAUUCCGAGGCUAAGGCACAGAAAGCAAAGGCUCUGGAGAAGCAACAACUCGAGGAGAAACAACUGGAUGACAAGAAACAGAAGCAAACUGAGAAGGAUGCCGAAAAGCUGGUCCAGAAGGCAGAAGAAUCUGAGGUUGUUGCUGAAAAAAUAUCUGACGAACUGGUAGAAGAAAGCAAGAAGGCCGAUGUCAAAGAUGCCGAGGCUAAGGCACAGAAAGCAAAGGUUCUGGAGAAGCAAGAACUCGAGGAGAAACAACUGGAUGAGAAGAAACAGAAGCAAACUGAGAAGAAUGCCGAAAAGAUGGUCCAGAAGGCAGAAGAAUCUGAGGUUAUUGCUGAAAAAAUAUCUGAUGAACAGGUAGAAGAAAGCAAGAAGGCCGAUGUCAAGGAUUCCGAGGCUAAGGCACAGAAAGCAAAGUCUUUGGAGAAGCAACAACUCGAGGAGAAACAACUGGAUGACAAGAAACAGAUGCAAACUGAGAAGGAUGCCGAAAAGAUGGUCAAGAAGGCUGAAGAAUCUGAGGUUAUUAAAGAAAAAAUAUCUGAAGAACAUGUAGAGGAAAGCAACAAGGCCGAUGUCAAGGAUUCCGAGGUUAAGGCACAGAAAGCAAGGGCUCUGGAGAAGCAACCACUCGAGGAGAAACAACUGGAAGAGAAGAAACAGAAGCAAACUGAGAAGGAUGUCGAACAGAUGGCCCAGAAGGCAGAAGAAUCUGAGGUUAUUGCUGAAAAAAUAUCUGAAGAACAGGUAGAAGAAAGCAAGAAGGCCGAUGUCAAGGAUUCCGAGUUUAAGGCACAGAAAGCAAAGGCUCUGGAGAAGCAAGAACUCGAGGAGAAACAACUGGAUGAUAAGAAACAGAAGCAAACUGAGAUGGCCCAGAAGGCAGAAGAAUCUAAGGUUGUUGCUGAAAAAAUAUCUGAAGAACAGGUAGAAGAAAGCAAGAAGGCCGAUGUCAAGGAUUCCGAGGCUAAGGCUCAGAAAGCAAGGGCUCUGGAGAAGCAACCACUCGAGAAGAAACAACUGGAUGAGAAGAAACAGAAGCAAACUGAGACGGAUGUCGAAAAGAUGGUCCAGAAGGCAGAAGAAUCUGAGGUUAUUGCUGAAAAAAUAUCUGAAGAACAGGUAGAAAAAAGCAAGAAGGCCGAUGUCAAGGAUUCCGAGGUUAACGCACAGAAAGCAAAGUCUUUGGAGAAGGAAGAUCUCGAGGAUAAACAACUGGAUGAGAAGAAACAGAAGCAAACUGAGAAGGAUGCCGAAAAGAUGGCCCAGAAAGGAGAGGUAUCCGAAGCUCUGACUGAAAAGGUAUCUGACGAACCGAAAGAAGAAAUAAUCAAAACUAUUGUUACGGAUCCGGCAUCCAAGCCUCAAGGGGCAAAGGCUUUGGAAAAACAGUCUGUCUCAGUAAAACAACUGAAUGAGAACAAGCAAAAGCAGGAUGAAAAGGACAAGGCAGAAGAAUCUGAGGUUAUUGCUGAAAAAAUAUCUGAAGAACAGGUAGAAGAAAGCAAGAAGGCCGAUGUCAAGGAUUCCGAGGUUAACGCACAGAAAGCAAAGUCUUUUGAGAAGGAAGAUCUCGAGGCUCAGAAAGCAAGGGCUCUGGAGAAGCAACCACUCGAGAAGAAACAACUGGAUGAGAAGAAACAGAAGCAAACUGAGACGGAUGUCGAAAAGAUGGUCCAGAAGGCAGAAGAAUCUGAGGUUAUUGCUGAAAAAAUAUCUGAAGAACAGGUAGAAGAAAGCAAGAAGGCCGAUGUCAAGGAUUCCGCACAGAAAGCAAAGUCUUUGGAGAAGGAAGAUCUCGAGGAUAAACAACUGGAUGAGAAGAAACAGAAGCAAACUGAGAAGGAUGCCGAAAAGAUGGCCCAGAAAGGAGAGGUAUCCGAAGCUCUGACUGAAAAGGUAUCUGAAGAACCGAAAGAAGAAAUAAUCAAAACUAUUGUUACGGAUCCGGCAUCCAAGCCUCAAGGGGCAAAGGCUUUGGAAAAACAGUCUGUCUCAGUAAAACAACUGAAUGAGAACAAGCAAAAGCAGGAUGAAAAGGACGUAGAAAAAGCCAAGAAAGCAGACGUUUCUGAAGAACCCCAAGAACAAUCGGUUUUGGAGAGGCAAUUUAACGAGGAACAAGAAGUGGUUGAAAAAAGGCUAAAGCAGGUUGAGACAGAAGCUGAUAAGAAGGCCCAAAAUCUUAUAGACGAGAGCAACAUGUUAACCAAACCAUCCCUGUUGGUGCCGAAACUAUUUAAUCUGGAAAGGAUUUCUGAGAAAAUUCAGUCUACGCAACAUUAG
Messenger RNA from Drosophila miranda, 2933 nucleotides. RefSeq names its product trichohyalin-like. Bases 24 to 2933 code for a protein of 969 amino acids. The record is from RefSeq and is a predicted model, not a curated record. The transcript is spliced from 4 exons. Lineage: Eukaryota; Metazoa; Arthropoda; Insecta; Diptera; Drosophilidae.